Molecule: messenger RNA, 1386 nt
Organism: Striga asiatica
Lineage: Eukaryota; Viridiplantae; Streptophyta; Magnoliopsida; Lamiales; Orobanchaceae
Source: the annotation of a GenBank genome assembly
CUAAUACUAAUUAACAAAAAAUGUUUGGAGCAUUACUCUUCGGUCACGAAAACCUAAGGAUGACUUUGUUUUUCUAUUUUCUAGAAUUGCCAUAAAACUAAUAUAUUCUCAAAAUUAUUACCUACUUUUCUCCGAUAAGACAUGGCGGUGAUAGAGGAAGAAUCCGCCGGUGAAAGCGGCUCCAGAUCACGGCCAAUCCCGGAGGCGGCUGCGCCGUCGGGGCACUGUUCCGAUGGAUAUGAGACUGCCAGUGAUUCCGAGCUAAAUGACUCUAUUUCCGAUAAAGACGAUGGCCCGGGCAAUCGUAAUGAUUUAAGCAGUGGUAAAAAUGGAGACGAUGAGGUCAGUCGUGAAGUCCACGAAGGAGAAGGGAAGACUGAAACCACCGUGACUGAAACGAAUGAGAAAGGGUUAGCCAAAGCCAAUGAUGCAAAACUUGAGGGGAAUUCAUUGUUUAACGCUGGGGAGUAUGAAGAGGCAUUGUCCAAGUAUGAAAUAGCUCUACAAGUCGCACCAGAUGGUCCGUCAUCUAGUGAAAUACGAUCUAUAUGUCAUGCAAACAGAGCUGCUUGUUUCUCUAAACUUGGGAAACAUGAGGAGACGGUCAAAGAGUGUACCAAGGCUUUGGAGCUGAAUCCAACAUACAUGAAGGCUCUAUUAAGAAGAGGAGAGGCUCGCGAAAAGCUUGAGCAGUACGAGGAGUCAAUUGCUGACAUGACUAAGAUCUUAGAAUUGGAUCCCUCAAAUGACCAAGCAAGGAGAAGUAUCAUUCGUUUGAAGCCAUUAGCUGAUGAAAAGAGAGAGAAAAUGAAAGAAGAGAUGAUUGGCAAAUUGAAAGAAAUGGGGAAUUCCAUUCUGGGCCGUUUUGGAAUGAGCGUUGACAACUUCAAAGCCGUCAAAGAUCCAAAUACUGGUUCAUAUUCCGUUUCAUUUCAACGUUAAGCAUGCUUUUCUAUAUUUAUUUGGGAUUUAUAUUUUCUUAAAGGGGAAUGUAAUGACAAAUACAACGAUGCGCGUUGGUAAGUAUUGCACGUUUUGUGGAUAUUUUCAUUCUAAAGCUUCUCAUUUUUAUUCUACUGUAACAAGCUCCAUGCUUUUGUUGCACAAAUUUUCUUGUUGGAACCUUUUGGAGCUUUCCAUUGAGAAUGUGUGUUUUUCAGUUUAUACAUCAAAGUGAGAGUACUUAUAGUUAUGUAGUUUCAAAUGAAUGAUGAGUGUAAAUCUGAUCAUAUUUGUCAACUGGAGACUAUAAAGGCUGUAUCCCGGUCUGGGUGUAUAAGAGUAGUUACCUGUUCACACGGUGUUAGAUGUCUUGUAGCGAGUUAGUUAUGUCCGUUGCAAAGUUACCAAUUUUGAGAACUAUUGGUUUUAUCCACAUUCCUUAAG